UGGAAGCUAAGUCACUCAAUCUGCUUCCUCUGCAAAGCUGCAGGGCAUUGCACAGGAAAUCCACUGCUGUGUCAAGUCCCAGAGAAGUUUCUUCUCUUCCAAGUUACUAAUCAGACUAAGGAAGGGGCAGAGAGGAAAGGAGCGCUCGCUGCUGAUGGGUUAAGAGGUGCUACCACGCAGAAGCCAGCGGGAGAGCGGAGGGAACCUGGCCAUGGUCACUGUUGCUCCCCUACCUGUGAGGAGAAAACGUACCGAGUGAGCGGCAGACACCAGAAACCAGAAAUGUCCUGCUUUUGGAGAACUUCUGACCUAGCGGUACUCUUGAUAUGGGGGGUCUUUGUGGCUGAGUCAAGUUGUAUAAAUGGGAAUCAAACGGCACAGAAUAGUCCAUCACCUUUGCCAGAAGUUAAUACUAUAGUGUCUGUGCAGAUGGGUACAAAGGCUCUGCUCUGCUGCCCUGAUGUUUCACUGACAAAAGCAGUACUAAUAACAUGGGAAAUAAUCCUAAGAAACCAGCCUUCCUGCAGAAUAUCCUACAGAGUAGAAACCAAGGAGACCAAUGAAACCAACUGUACAGACAGGAGAAUCACCUGGGACUCCACACCUGACCAGAGUCCUGAUCUUCAGAUCAGUGCAGUGGCCCUCGAUCAUGAUGGGCAUUAUUCAUGUCAGAUAGCAACAUCUGAUGGGCAUUUCCAAGAGAGACGUGACCUGCAAGUUCUAGUCCCCCCUGAAGUAACCCUGUCUCCAGGGAAAAGCAGAACUGCAGUUUGUGAGGCAACUGCAGGCAAGCCGGCUGCUCAGAUCUCCUGGACUCCAGAUGGGGACUGCAAAACUAUGAAUGAAUCACACAGCAAUGGCACCGUGACUGUCAGGAGCACAUGCCAGUGGGAUCAGAGCAAUGUGUCUGCUGUGUUCUGCUUUGUCUCCCAUUUGACCGGCAACCAGACUCUGUCCAUAGAACUGAUCGGAGGUAGUGACAAAGCAUUACGAUCUUAUAUUCCGUACGUCAUCCCAUGUACUAUUAUUAUUAUUGUUUUGAUCAUCACAGGAUGCAUUUGGCUUUUGAAAAUCAGUGGCUUCAGAAAAUGUAAAUGGACAAGACCAGGAGCUUCUACAGUUGUUGAGGAGGAUGACAUGCAGCCUUACGCUAGCUACACGGAGAAGAGCAAUCCACUCUAUGAUACUGUGACCAAGGUGGAGGAGGCAUGCUCGAUGCCACAAGGUGAAGUCAAUGGCACGGACUGGCUUGCUUUAUCAGCCACUGGAAUCUAGAACCAAGAAAAAUGAAUCAAGAGACACCAUAAUUACUGCUUUGCUUUCCUUAAAAUUCUACAAUGGAAGGAUUACUUGGAAACUUGCUCUUCAAAAGUUCUUAGAAAGCACAAAUGUUCUAAUGGAUUUGCAUUUGUAUUCUUCUAUGAUUGGAGGUUUGGAAUCUUUGCUGCUACCAGUUAGUUCUUUGAAGAACUGAUGUAAUUAUUACAAAGAAAGCACAAGGUUAUUAUACAAUAUCACAUUGUGCAAUAUAGUAUGAUGAAAACUGAGUUUCCUCAAGAAAUAAUGUGGAAGGAACAAUCAUUACUAAAGAGUUUCUCAUGAAUUCUUCCAAAAAUUUUUCUCUGUAUAUGACAUACCUAUGGUAUAUGUAUGCAUUUAUGUUUAUUUACAUAUGUGUAUACAUGCACACAUCACCUUGUCAAGACCGCUCCUUGUCAAAACAUACUGGAAUGCUGGACCUACAAAAGUUAAUAAUGUGAGUCUUGGAAACGUUUUUAUAACAGCAUAAGCAAAACUACCUCAUUCUUUUUAAUGUCUAUGUAAAAUUCCACUGUAUGAUUAUAUUGUAAUUUAAUAAAUCAUGGCCCUUGGAUGGGCAUUUAGA
Peromyscus californicus insignis is the source of this 1885-nucleotide messenger RNA. RefSeq names its product CD200 receptor 1 (gene Cd200r1). The coding region runs from base 283 to 1275 and encodes 330 amino acids. Gene Ontology annotation, biological process: regulation of neuroinflammatory response. NCBI's taxonomy places the organism in Eukaryota, Metazoa, Chordata, Mammalia, Rodentia, Cricetidae. Gene Ontology annotation, molecular function: signaling receptor activity. The transcript is spliced from 7 exons. The record is from RefSeq and is a predicted model, not a curated record. Gene Ontology annotation, cellular component: external side of plasma membrane.